AUGUUCUCCAAAUAUGAUUUCAUAAGGGACCUUAACCCUACCAAGGAGGAUUGGAGGAUUAAGGUGAGGGUACUGAGGAGUUGGAAAGUUCCUAAUUUUCAGCGUCGUAAUUUAGAUGACAACUUGGAGAUGGUUCUGUUGGAUGAACAGUUUGACACCAUUGCGAAUGAAGGACAUGGCUCUCCUUAUUUAGUGGAUGUUAUUGGUUUGCUAUAUGGUAUAGGCGAAGUUCGCGAGCAUGUAAUCGCUGGUAGAAAAACAAAAAUGGUUGUGUUGGAGCUGGACAAUCUCAGUGGGAAGAAGCUUGAGUGUACUUUGUGGGAGCAGUACGUUGACGAAGUGCAGACUUUCUUGGCGAGUAAUUACUCUGCUCAGAAUGUUAUAAUCAUUCAGCUUGCGAGAAUAAAGGGUUUCAAGGGAAUAACAAAUACAAAGUAUACAACAAGGAUCAUCACUGAUUCCAGUGUUCCUGAGAUAGCGGCCUUUAGAAAAAGGUGUCUUUCGUCUGAUCUUGUGGACAGCAGUCAAUUGUUGACUCAGUUGUCGAGCCAAUCAUCGUAUUCUUUUGAGAAUGAUUUCUUAAAGGAUACUGAGAGGAAGUGUAUCAAUGAUAUAAAGGAUUGCAGUGAGGUCACAACAUGCAUCACUUAUGGAACCAUAAAGUCGAUUGAGAACAAGUACAACUGGUGGUACAAAUCAUGCAAGAGAUGUCCGUAUUCUGUUUCUGAAGAUUUUGAGAAGUGGUAUUGUAAUAACUGCCAGAAACAUUGGUCGGAUUAUCAUCCAAAAUUUAGUGUUCAAGUGAGAGUGGUUGAUGGUACAGAUUCUGCUUCGUUCAUACUAUUCGAUAAAGACUGUGUGGCUUUGCUGGGUAUGAGUGUUGUCGAUUUACGUGAGAAUCAUUUCAAAAGGGGUGCUGAUUUAGAAACUUAUCCAUCUGAGUUGAACGGUCUGAAUGGAAAAUCCAUGUUGUUUAAGGAGGACACAACAUUUGAUGAUGCUGUUGAUAACUGUAUGGUUCCAUCAGAACCAGAAAAAGUCGCAGAUUUUGAAAGCCAGACUUGUGGCAGUACAAAUGAUGAUGACGUUUCUUUGACUUUGUUGACACCGUCUGAGAAUUAUAAUGAUUCUAUGGAAGACAAAUUUAAUUGUUCAGUUGUGCGACCAUUGAAAAAGAUCAAACUGGAGAAAGAUUUCGAUGCUGAGGUCCGAGACACAGCGAAGGAGAAUGAUGAUGUGUAG
Messenger RNA from Gastrolobium bilobum, 1242 nucleotides. RefSeq lists its product as uncharacterized. The transcript has 11 exons. Gene Ontology annotation, cellular component: nucleus. The record is from RefSeq and is a predicted model, not a curated record. Gene Ontology annotation, biological process: DNA recombination; DNA repair; DNA replication. The coding region runs from base 1 to 1242 and encodes 413 amino acids. Gene Ontology annotation, molecular function: DNA binding. Lineage: Eukaryota; Viridiplantae; Streptophyta; Magnoliopsida; Fabales; Fabaceae.